AUGGAAGUGCUUCUGGCAUAUCAAAUGGAAGUGCUGGAAAACCUGAAGAAGGCAGAAAAAAACUAUAAAAAGACACCGAAAGAACGGAUUAAAAAACCAUAUUUGGAAACCAGAUUGGACAAUUUGGAGCAACUGUGGACAGUGUUUAAAGAUGGCCACAAGUCUAUUAUAGGCAAGGUGACCUUGAAGGACAAACAGCAUUCAUACUUCACGGAAGAUAUAUAUGAAGAGUUCGAGGAAUUAUAUGUAUCAUACAAAACUUUAUUGAAAGAAGCCCUGCAGCCUUAUGUCGCGUCAACGAGUGAAACUUCGUCCGUAACACCAAAAUUAAGUGCUGAACAAACGAGUGAGUCAGACAAACCCGUGAGUACACCUAUUUCAACAAAUUUUUCGAGUAGAGGUUUAGAACCGAGUCAAGUUUUGUUAGCUACUGUGUCUGUUUGGGCGUACAAUGAGUACGGGUACAAACAACAGUUAAGAGGAUUAUUAGAUCAAGGGUCGCAAGCGUCUUUUGUUAGCGAGUCAGUUGUUCAAUUGCUUGGACUUUCCCGUAAACAUGUUAGCGGUUCGGUUUCCGGUAUAGGUGGCGGUAGCCACACGAAUGUCAAGCACAUGGUUUCUCUUCGAGUGGUAUCACGUCAUAACCCUGAGGUUUCAAUCCAAGUAAAUGCAUAUGUUUUGCGAUCUGUUACGUCAUUGCUUCCUUCAACCGAGUUACAUUCACCUGAUUGGCUACAUUUAGAUAAAAUACCGCUAGCCGAUCCAGGUUACGCCACACCUAGUAAAAUUGAUAUUCUUCUUGGAGCAGAAGUAUACAGCGAGAUUUUAUUGGAUGGUAUUGUGCGUCACAAUAAAAUAUUGGCACAAAACACUACCCUAGGUUGGGUAUUAUCAGGGAGGGUGUCAAAAAAUUCAACUUCUGCUGAUAAUGGAAUAAUCACCAUGCAUUUACACUUAAGUGGAGAAGAACUGCUUAGAAAAUUUUGGGAAAUGGAAAAUGAGCCCAACCUGAUACAGAAGAAGAUGACAGACACAGAAAAACAAUGUGAAGAAUUUUAUGACAAAACAACAACACGAGAUAAAGAAGGAAGAUUUAUAGUUAAAUUACCUUUUGAUAAAGAAGAUCCAGAGUGUCAAUAUGGAAAAUCAGUAAUAAUAGCUACAAGAAGAUAUGAGUAUUUAGAAAGGAAAUUACAGCAAGAUCCUACCCUAAAGGAAACAUAUAACAAUGUUCUACAAGAAUAUCUUACAAUGAAUCAUAUGACACCAAUAAAAAAAGAAGACGUAGAUAAUCCCAAAGCAGUUUAUCUCCCUCACCACGCCGUGGUUCGACAAGAUAAAGACACCUCAAAAGUGAGAGUAGUUUUCGAUGGGUCAUGUAAAGGAUUAAACAACUUUUCGCUUAAUGAUAAUCUGAUGGUGGGUCCCAAGUUACAACAGGAUUUGAGACACAUUCUAAUGCGUUGGAGAAGCCACAGGAUAUGCAUAGUAGCAGAUAUCGUUAAGAUGUUUAGAAUGGUGAAAGUCAAUUCUGAGGACACAGACUUUCAAAGAAUUGUAUGGAGACCACAAGCAAACGAGCCGUUACAACAUUUCAAAUUAUUGCGAGUGACCUUUGGUACUGCGUGCGCACCAUAUUUGGCUGUAAAAACCCUUCAAAGGUUAGCUGAUGAAGAACAUGCAAGAUUUCCUACUGCAUCAAGUAUUACAAAGAGGGACUUCUAUAUUGACGAUCUCUUGACUGGCUGUAUUGUCGGAUGUGGCCCGACUGUACGACCCAUUAGGAUGGAUUGCGCCCGUGAUCAUCAAGGCAAAAAUAUUUAUCCAAAAGCUGUGGAAGUCGAAGCUUGA
Molecule: messenger RNA, 1851 nt
Organism: Trichoplusia ni (cabbage looper)
Lineage: Eukaryota; Metazoa; Arthropoda; Insecta; Lepidoptera; Noctuidae
Exons: 3
Coding region: 1-1851 (616 amino acids)
Source: RefSeq, a predicted model, not a curated record